This is a messenger RNA of Danaus plexippus (monarch butterfly), 6307 nucleotides long. It is a transcript of the gene shep, whose product is annotated as protein alan shepard. Gene Ontology annotation, cellular component: cytosol; ribonucleoprotein complex; nucleus. The transcript has 11 exons. The record is from RefSeq and is a predicted model, not a curated record. Gene Ontology annotation, molecular function: poly(U) RNA binding; mRNA 3'-UTR binding; poly(A) binding. The coding region runs from base 400 to 1740 and encodes 446 amino acids. Lineage: Eukaryota; Metazoa; Arthropoda; Insecta; Lepidoptera; Nymphalidae.
CCGGCAGUCAGUCGCUCGCCGACACUCUCGCUGCCCAGUACAUGAGAGACGCGAUGCAACUUGCCUCCGCUUGACGCAUUCAAUCCGUGUGUGUGUGCCUUCGAUUCGUGGCCGGAGCCCAUUCGAUUGGUCCUUAGUGCACCCGGUCCGUAUCCUGUGAUCCUGUGCUACUUGCAGUGAGCUGUUCAGGGAGCUAUUGCAGUCAGCAGUUGGGAACCCUCGAUCCGACGGCUCAGCUGACCGGCGCGCCCAUUGCCCAAACGCACGGUACGUACCGGCUUUUCUACACACGCAAGCUUCAAUUAUACCAGUAGCGUGUGUCGCUCGGCUAGCGCGGGCGCGGGCGCAGUCAGCGCGGUGACGGUCGCGGGAGCGGGCGCGGGCGCGUGCGCGGCGCGCAUGGCUAGCGCGGGCGCGCAGUACCGCGGCGGCGCGCAGCAGUGGGCCGCUGCAUACGCGCCGCAGCCCUGCCGCUACCCGCCGCCACAGCAGCACUACGCAGCGGCACCCAGCCCUUUCACUCCCCAUCAGACUUUGAUUUUGCAGUACACGAGUGCAACGAUGGGGGGAGGUUGCGGCGCCACGGGUACGAGGGUACCGACGGCUGCAUCGCCGGCUAACACGGCGUCCAGCUCGUCGUCCAACUCCGCGGGGGGUACUCGAUCUACCAGCCUAAGUACCGCCCCCCCUCCGCCCGCCUCCUCAGCCUCAACUACAGGCGCGUCCGGCGAACAACUCAGCCGCACCAAUCUCUACAUACGCGGCCUGAGCCAGACCACAACCGAUAAAGACCUCGUCCAAAUGUGCCAGAUGUAUGGCAACAUAAUAUCAACAAAAGCAAUAUUGGAUAAAAAUACAAAUAAAUGUAAAGGUUACGGUUUUGUAGAUUUUGAAACAAUCGCGUCAGCUGAGGCCGCUGUAAAAGGAUUACAAGCCAAAGGUGUUCAGGCCCAAAUGGCUAAAGUGGGUAUCUGGUUCCUGCGUAGACUGAACCGUCAACAGGAACAGGAUCCAACCAACCUGUAUAUGGCCAACUUGCCACCGCACUUUAAAGAGAACGAUGUUGACCAACUGUUGGCCAAGUUUGGUCAAGUCGUGUCCACGAGGAUCCUGCGUGAUACCCAUGGACACAGCAAAGGCGUAGGCUUCGCAAGAAUGGAGUCUAGAGAAAAAUGCGAGCAGAUUAUCCAAAUGUUCAAUGGAAAUCCGAUACCGGGCGCUAAGGAGCCUUUGCUUGUGAAGUUUGCCGAUGGGGGUAAUAAGAAAAAGGCCCUGUAUAAUAAGCAGAAUGACAACAACGGUAGAGUGUGGCGAGACAACAAUGAUUCGAUCACUCAGGCGAUGAGUGUGACGGGUGUGUACGCUAGCGGUGUCGGCGGCGCCGGCGGGGAGUGCGGCGUGUACCGCAGUAAUGUAUACGGCGUGGCGUUCCAUCCUCAGCUCCACGCUCCAGCCUGGCUGCCGUACGCGGCACUGCUGCCGCCCGCCCAUCACGCGCCCCACGCCCCGCACCCCGCACACCCCGCACACCCACAGCAUCUGCCCAUCGAUACCGUGCCUAGUCAAUAUGUGAACUGGGACAGCUUAAGGCCGGAAAAUGAAUUAUACUACUUCGCGUCGCACCCUUACCAGUAUUUCACUGGUCCAACACCGCCCAUCAUUCAGAUGCCGAUGGAGAGCGAGCAUGCGUCGACGGCCGCCUCCCCGGACGAGGCCUACCAGCCUUACCCCCCCAAGUAGACCGUAAGCCUAUCCAAGCUGUACACGAGCCAAAAAUCAAAGCAACUGUGACUUUAAAAUGUUAAUUUGUUUUAGUUUUAAUUUGCGUUAUGGACUUCAUCGAAAGCUAUGUGACAAUGUUAGCCUUUUUUCUUGGCAAUUUAUGCCUUUUUAUUUAUUUGUUGGGCUUUCAUCCGACACGGCUUUGUGCUGAUUGCGAUUCGCUGUUUGAUGAGGUCUUUUGACGGUAUCGGGGAGAGGAUUGGAUGUAUAGAUAUAGCUGCAAUUUUAAAUGUGUUUUUAAAUUAUAAUUUUAUUAUUGUUUUAUGGAAUUUUUUAAUGUAAGAUUUUAGGCGCAGGUUUUGAACAUGUUGACACGAUUAUUUAAGAUAGUUAGGUAUUUAUUUUAGCAUAAUUUAAUUUCAUUGAUUUAAAAAGAAAAUUAAUUAUCGUCUAAAGAAAAUUUAUUUUAUUUAAACACAAUUGUAGUAGACUUUCCAAAAAAAGUGAAAUCACUAACCGUGUAUCUAAACGAUGUGCAAUCCGGAUUCUCAAAUGUAUUAGAAAAUUUAUAUUCCUUUGUAACAAAAACUUUAUUUCGUGUUUGAGAUCGAUAGUCGUGAGAAAGCAAUAUCUGUGCGGGUAAUUUAAAGAUGGUAAGGGAAAAGGUCAUAUCAUGUGGAAACAAAUUUAUAUGCUACCAAAUUGUAAAGUAUGAAACGACUAAUUUGUUAUAAGAAAGAUUUAUCACAGUUUAGACGUCGUGCAAAGGAUUAUUGCGGAGAUUUAAAAUCUUUCGUGUAACUUGUAUUUUUAAAAUACAAGAGAUGUAUCGUAAAUGACAAACACAACUAAUAUUUUACCAUUUCGAUUAGACUUUUAAUAGACGACGUAGGUGUUUUCGACAACCGCUUGGGGUUAUAGUGGUUAUAUGUAUGUAUAUGUUCAAAAUGUGUUUGGCAUGGUGCUUUAGUCAUUUUAUUUGGAAAAUGAUACUAUAUAUAUAUAAAACUAUACAGUAUUAUCUACAUAAAUCAAUCAUACUGGUGCAGUCUUCCAAUUGCAAGUACAUACAUAUAUUUAAAGCACGUAUAAAAUAUAAUUUAUCGAUUCAUGGUUUUUGUUUAAAACGUAUCACACAUAAGCCAGUGGUAACCUUCGGCUAUCUCAAGACGCUUAUACAUUAUUACUACUACCUAACUUGUCCUAGAGUUAACUUCUCGUGGUUGUACGCGUUUCUAUCACAGCUUUUGUUUAUGUUUCAAUACACGAAAUAAUAUUUGAAAACGAUGUUGCCAACUACAGACUGAAUUUAUGUAUACCGUAAAGUUCCAGAUGACUAUUUCUUGAUCCGAGUUUUGAUUAAAUUGAUUAAUUAAUUAUUAGUUUUGGAGGGAAGCGUAUGUGUGACACGAGUGAGUAACUGUUAAGUGGCAACCCUGGUAACCUACGAGACUAAGGUUGCCAGCGCCUCGCGCAGGCUCAGGCACGCUGGUAAGCAACAUUAGCAAUAAGCAGUUGUAUGUAAAGUCUAUUUAUACAUUUUACGAGUCUAUACAAAUUUUUGUACAUUGAAACUCAUGUUUGAAAUACGUGAAUGAAGUGAUCCUUUUUUGAGAAUCAUGUACUGAAUCAAACGUAGUUGUUAUUUUUAGGCGGUCGGCACAUUCCACUAGAAAACAUCAAACAAAAAUUCCACGAUUGAUUUCCACAUUAUGAAAAAACACGGAUUCGAAAUCCGACGUACGGAAGCCGUUUUGGCGUAACAUUUUGUACCAUCACGUAGGUUUUGGGUACACUUUAUGACUUUAUAUAAAAUUUGAUAUUUUUAUAUUGAAUAUAUAUAAAUUAUACAUGGAUAUGUAUACAUGUAUAUAUUGUUGAUGGGUACGAGUAAAAGCCUACUAUAUCGCAACUGUUUAAUUCUAUUUUGGCACGUCAAGUUUCAUCAGAACCAAAGUAUACAAAUCAUUUAAAUCGAGUAAGAAGUAGGGAAAUAUUUAUACAACCCAGGGACUGAAGACUAGCUAAAUGUUUGAUAUAUUAACUGUAUUUUAACUGGCUAUAAGGAGAUAACUUCUUUAUUCAAAACCUGUGAACCGACUUAUAAUAAAACAAUACAGGAAAUGAAUUAGAUGACGGCAGGUUUUGAAUGAACGACGUAGACUUUGAACGAAUUAGUAGAUUUUAUUAGUUUGAUUCAAAUUUUCAGAAAUAGACUGAGAUCGAAUAAUUGACUUACAAGUUGAUAAAAUAUUUGCAGUUUAGAAACAAUAAUAAUUAAUUAAACAUUAACAUUGAAUGGAAUGUAUAAAAUUGUUAUAUUUUUUACUUAGACACUACGUAAUUUACCUACCAUUGAUAAGCUGACUGCCUGACUGACAUACAUUCAGUGUGUAUUUACCUAUAAAGCAAAAUCAUCGGUACAAGAUUGCAUCGUGAAAUCAGUACCAAUAGUUUCUACUUUCGUCACUCACAAGUCAUCGAAGAUACGAAAUUAUCCGGUAAUUUUUGAGUGAACGAUCUGUUCUUAGGUGCUAUUGAUAUUUGGUCUGACGGUGAAAACUCUAGUUUUAACGAUUCGGAGAAUUUGUUAUUUACACAUAUAAAUGUCAUCGGCCUUGUAAAUACGACACUGAACGUAUAAUAACUCCGUAGAUCAGUGAUGUAUGUACCUAAUUACCAACUUAAUCUCUGAUCAGGCCAAAUAUCUUAAACUGACUGUACCGCCUUGAUUCGUUGACAAUUUAAAAACAAGUGACAUUCGUAAUGCGAUGGACAACUGUCGCGUCGUAUAUAGUUUAGUAAUUCGAUCGUAUUGUUCGAAGUACAAUUGUGGCUUCCUGUAAAUGCAGUCUUCCGAUAGAUGUUUCCGCUUUUGCAUUUAUACAUUGUGGUCAUUAUAUAAACAUUUUGGUUUUAUUUUGUUUAACCUAACCAGGGUCUUAGAUUCUCCCAUUCCGUAUUGGUGUCCAUUUAAAAAGAUUGUUUUUUUCAUUCCACAGUGCUGACAAAACUCCCCAAAUAUAAUAGAAUAUACAAAAAUAUGUGACUAAUAGUAAGUAUAGUGUGUCGCGAAAAGAAUAUAUUGUGUGUAGUGUAGUUUACCGUCAAAAACAAGAUAUUGAUGUAAUUCAGUACGAGUUAUUUUUGUAAUGCUUUCCUUCCAUUGAAGCAAUAAACCUAAUUUGAUGGUAGUGCCUUCAGCUUUGUUAAAUAAUGAACAGUUAACAAUAAUAUAGCAGUUGCAAGUGCUUUACACAAUAUUUUUACAGGUCAUAAGACGACUUACCGUAUUCAUAGACGUAGUAAUAAUAUUAAAUUGUGGUUAAAAUAUUUUGUACUAACGACUAAAGGAUAUAAUGUGGCUGUCUAAUCGUUGCAUUUUUCACACAUGAUGUAAGGAUUAAUUCGUGGAUAUAAAAUCGUAGAUGUUCCUAGUUAGACUCACUUCAACAUUCUUGACAUGUGUCGUUAUGAUACGUUACAAUGAGAUUAUUGAUGAGGAUUUGUUAUAAUGUAUAAGGAGAGCUACUCAAAACUAAAAGCACAAAAAAUGCAUAUUGAGGAACCAAUUCCUAAAUACCAAAACUGCGAUAAAACUGUUUAAUCAUGUCGAUGAAUAGAAGUGUUAAGAAAAUGUUUUUAAAAUUAAGUCAUUUAGUUUUUAAGAGAAUGUUGACUCGUUUUACAACGGUGAAGUGACAGGUUAACGGAGCGGAUAUGAAUUGAAGGUUAUCUUUAGGGUUUAGGUUUAACUAUAGAUAGGUUAGAAUAGUAAAAAAAAUGUUUCGAUGCUAAGAUAAAUAGAAUAGCCUUAGAAUAUGUAGGAUCGCGACCCGUGAGCGCCUCACGCCGACUCUAGGGUAGUUUCCUUUGUUAGUUUAUUAAAUAAUUUAAUUUGAAUGGACUGAAGUCGGUGAGCGGUGCGAACGCGGUGGCGCCACUAGCAUAAGAGAUUUAAGAAAAAUAGUGACACUUUUGGAUAAGUUUCAGUUGAACAAGUUUUGCUUUCACCUCUUCUGUUAUGUAGUGGACUAAGUGUAAAAGAAAACUAAAUGAAAAAAUCAGUGGGAAGUGUCGAUACGAUUGUAUUUGUCCAAUGUGUAUUAAUAUAGUGUGGUGUUCUACCCAGCAGACUAGUCUAGACUGUAGAAUAGUUUAGGUAACAAUUUAGUUAGGUAGCCUAGGAAUACGAAAUGCAAAAAAAUAAAACUUCAUAAAAUGUAAAAAAAAAGAUGAAAUUGUUGGUAAGAAAGAUUAUUUUUAAGGGACAUGUUGCUUCGUUGUGUUAUGAUGUGAGGUUUGGCAUAACUAUGAUAAUAGUGUAAAAGCAUUUCUCGCAGAGAAAAGACAUAGAGGAAAGUUAUGUAUCUAUUUUGUUACAAAGUGUUUGCAAGUUUCUAUAUAAUGCUAUAAGCAUUUUAUGUGACCCGCAUUAUUUAUAGUUAUGCUGAAUGGAGACUAAAAUAUAUAAAUAAAAACAAAAUGGUACUAAGAAGCAUGUUUUAUUGUGACGACUCAUGUUCCUUUGCAUUGAACAUAUUUUGUAAGAGCAAAUGAUUGAAAUAAAACAAGCAAAACCAAA